CGUCCUCCACACCGAUGCCGGGCUGGUAGGCAAACGGUAGCGGGUCCAGUGAGGAGCUCACCAGCGGUCGCAGUUGGCGAGGACGAGUCUCUCCAGCGUCUUCAUCGGGUCAUCAAUGAAACCACUGAUAUCAGCGCUUCUCAGGAGUCUGGUUCUGCAGUCCAGAGCCAAGCCUUGGAGUCUCCUCAAACUGAAAGCGGUCAAGGGCUGCAUAUCCAACAACAUUCAACAACUCCAGCUAAGCAGUUACAAGAUUUAUGGAGUCGUAAGCCAGCAGAAGUUGUGAUUGCAGUGCUCCCUUCGUUGCUGGAAGACCGCAGUUUGGUAAUUCGUCACAGUGAGCUAUGUUCACUCCGACCUCAUGAGUGGCUCACUGGCGAGAUCAUUGAAGGAUUGUUUCACGUUUUGGCCAAGAAACUCAUGAUGACGAGCCUUUAUCUUAUGAGUUACUACACUGCUGAACUGAUUAUCUCUGGUGACAAGAAGACACUUCCACGGCACUGUUUCCCAAAGGAAAACCUGAACUCUUACAAGGGAAUUUUAUCCUUUGUAAAUGUAAAUAAUAACCACUGGAAACUUCUGUACAUAAAGGCUGACACUGGAACAGUAUAUCUGGUCGAUCCCGCUCAAUGUCACACAGAGGUCAACGAUUCCACAACUGCAGCCAAAAGAUUCCGUGAAUUCUUAACAAUGCGGAGAACGCACCACGGAAAAGCAGAGUGGGAGGAUAAAGAAUGGAAAGGAGGAUGUUUGGCCCACCCCACACAGCAGGAUUCAUCCAGCUGCGGUGUGAUUGUUACCUUGAUUGCCGCAGAGCUCAUGAAAACUUUUCCAAAGAUUCCACAUAUUAAAUUUGAUUCGUCAACGAAAGAAAUGGCCAAUGAGAGAACAAAACUUGGAUUGGAAAUACUGGCAGCAUCAGUAUCUGAUCCCACCAUGCACUGUGCCAUGUGCUCGUUGGGCAAACCACCUGGAGCAGGUCCUCCUUUGAUUAACUGGAUACAGUGUGACGAAUGUGAAAGGUGGUAUCACGAGCAAUGCCUUGGAAUGACCGUGGAUGACUUGGCAAAGGCGAGAACAGGGAAUUGGUCAUGCGUUGUAUGUGAGCCAUGAGUGUGAAUUGGACACCUGGGAGACCUUCAACUAUAUAUAUCUGUGUGUGUGUGUGUGUGUGUGUGUGUGUGUGUGGACAUUAUGAAUAUGUACAUGAGUGUAAAAUUGUGUAAAUAACUUUGUAAAUGUGUGUGUGGACAUUUUGAAUAUGUACAUGAGUGUAAAAUUGUGUAAAUUGUAAAUGUGUGUAAAUGUGUCUUUGUGUAUAUGGGCAUUUUGAAUAUGUACAUGAGUGUAAAAUUGUGUAAAUUGUAAAUGUGUGUCAAUGUGUCUUUGUGUAUAUGGGCAUUUUGAAUAUGUACAUGAGUGUAAAAUUGUGUAAAUAACUUUGUAAAUGUG
Hippocampus comes (tiger tail seahorse) is the source of this 1452-nucleotide messenger RNA. RefSeq lists its product as uncharacterized. Gene Ontology annotation, biological process: proteolysis. Lineage: Eukaryota; Metazoa; Chordata; Actinopteri; Syngnathiformes; Syngnathidae. The transcript has 10 exons. The record is from RefSeq and is a predicted model, not a curated record. Gene Ontology annotation, molecular function: cysteine-type peptidase activity. The coding region runs from base 421 to 1113 and encodes 230 amino acids.